GGAGCCAUGGGUAACCGUGUCACCCGCGAGGACUUCGAGUGGGUCUACACGGAGCAGCCCCACACGCAGCGCAGGAAGGAGAUCCUGGCAAAAUAUCCAGAGAUCAAGACUCUGAUGGGACCAGAUCCACAUUUAAAGUGGAUUGUAUCUGGAAUGGUUUUCAUGCAGUUUCUAGCAUGCUACCUGGUGAAAGACUUAUCUUGGAAAUGGAUUUUCUUCUGGGCUUAUGGUUUUGGGGGUUGCAUCAACCAUUCACUGACCCUAGCCAUCCAUGAUAUUUCACACAACGUCGCCUUUGGGAAUAAGCAGGCCAAGUGGAACCGAUGGUUUGCAGUCUUUGCCAACUUGCCGAUUGGCAUCCCUUAUUCUGCCUCCUUCAAGAAGUACCACAUUGACCAUCAUCGGUACCUUGGUGGGGAUAGCCUGGAUGUGGACGUUCCCACAGACUUUGAGGGUUGGUUCUUCUGCACACCACUUCGGAAACUGCUUUGGCUUUUCCUCCAGCCGCUGUUCUAUAGUCUGAGACCACUGUAUGUGAACCCCAAAGCAAUUACACGGAUGGAAAUUUUUAACGCUCUCGUCCAGUUUUCUAUAGACCUUACAAUUUACUACCUUUGGGGGCUCAAACCUAUUAUUUACUUAAUAGCAGGUACGAUUCUUUGCAUGGGCGUACAUCCCAUUUCUGGGCACUUCAUAGCAGAACACUACAUGUUCUUAAAAGGGUAUGAGACAUACUCUUAUUAUGGACCUCUGAACUGGCUCACCUUUAAUGUAGGCUACCACAUGGAGCACCACGACUUCCCCAGCAUUCCCGGAUGCAGAUUGCCAAUGGUGAAAAAGAUUGCAGCAGAAUAUUACGAUAACCUCCCACAUCACCAGUCCUGGAUUCGAGUUCUGUGGGACUUUGUGUUUGAUGACGCUAUUGGUCCUUAUUCAAGGGUUAAGAGACUAUGCAAGCUGGCAAAAGAAAGCUAACGGACUAGCUCCGCCUGCUGCAUUGGUGUUUUGUUUGUUCAUUUGAAUGACUGGAGUUUUAUGCAGAAGUAGAAGGAUGUUUGUGUGUGCUGAAUUAGCGUUGGUGCAUGCUCCUUAGACCAAGAGGAUGAAUGUGAAAAUGAAGCAAUUGGAUGCACUAUUUUAGGCUAUUGAUACUUUUUAAUAAAGGAUAUUUGCGUAUGUAACCCUGAGAAACUAGAUUAGAGUGAGCUAUGAUUAUAUGAACCUUUGGUCUAGGCUUAGAAUUAACUUCCUGGGCCGUGUGUGCCUAAGUCUGCAACGGAGAAUGCUUGGUGCGUGUGUGUGUAAGCAUGCAUGUGUGUAGUUCAGGACUGGUUUCUCUUCAUGCCAGAUUAGGUGUAGAUGCUCUGCAUGCACAGGACUGUGGAAGCAGGGAAGACUGGCACGCAGUAGUAAAUGAUACUUUCUGGAGAACACAAGGGUGCCUUUAGCUCAAUGUCUUAUCUAAUACCUUCUGAUAAUUGCUGGUAGCAGAGGUUUUAGAUAUGCAAUGGAAUAUGUGUAUAUUUUUAUACAUUUGUAUCAUUAUUUUAGCAGCUGCUGUUUGACCUUUAUUCAAGGGCUUUGUCUAAACCUUUUCGGAAUGCAUUUCUAUUCUUAGGAUCUAAUACUCAGUGUAGCUAACUGGCAGAGCUGAACUGUGGCGUGGAGAAACCCUUUCUUUAGUCUUCUGCUCGCUGCCUGAUCAGCAGCAUGGAUGUGCUCCUGGAGGAACUGGCUGGUCCUUUCUCGCUCACCUUUUCAACAGUAUUCAUGAUUCUCAUCCUUUUCCUCACUGUAAGUUCUUCAGGGAAUUACAUUAAAAUUACAAAAUUUUAAUUGCUGCUUGCCAAAGUUGUUAAUAUUCCUGAUCACUUUUCUUGGUCUUCGCUAUAUUAUACCCCUUUCUGUGAAUAGGAGUUGGGAGUAUGUGUCAGUGAAGACAUGGAGACCUUAUAGUGAUAUUUGUUACUAACUGCUUUCAGAAAAAUUGUAACUUUUUUCUCUGGCAUUCAAGGGGCACCGACUUGACAUUUGGGAAGCACAUGAUACUCCAGCUAUAUAGAAGCUCCCACUGAUGGCGUUAAGGGGAUAUACCUGGAACAUGGAUCUGGGGUUGCUUCACUCCCUACGUGUCUUACUUUGUGCUAUUGACAUUAACUUUCAUCUGUCAUUUCUACCCACUGGAUCAGUUAAAUCUUCCUGCCUGUCCUCUCCACUUAUAAACUUCUGGCUAUCCUCAAUAAUUCUGUAUCAUCAAAAAACUUAAUCACCCUGCCUUUCUCCAAGCAGAACAAUAUUUUGGGAGUUGGGAGUUCAGAUGCCAUCUAAUAACUUCCCUCCACCCUGGAAAGCUGACAACUUACGUCUGUCCUUACUAAGUGGUUAAUAGAGAGAUCUAUAAAGGUCCUCUUAUACUCCAACCCUCUAACAGUUUAACUUUUUUGUUUUCUUCUGGAAAUCCAUGUCUGUAACAAAGAAAAGGAUUAUUGUACAUUCUCGCUGGUCCCUCCAAGUAUGUUAUUAGACCUUGGAAGCCUGAUUUCCUCAAUAAACACAGUUUCAUUCCUUCUUCCUACAGCACUGGAUCCAGUGAGUCAGUCUGUCCAUGCACUAGACUGGCACACCGGGUAGCUGAGCUAGCCUGCUGCAACUUGGGUUCCUCCUCCUCCAUUUCCCCUUCCUCCAUUUUUCUCAUCUGUCUGAUUUUGGCAGUUGCGUUAAAUACCCAGGUUUGCUCAGCAAUGUGAGAUCCUUUGUGAUGCAGGGGCUGAAUACCAGUUUAUUCACAGAUACUGUUUUGGUAUGUGGGUUGUGCUUCUGGAAAAGAAGAGGAAGAAUGAGAAUUCUUCUGACUUUUCAGACUUCACUGGUUCUUCAGUGAAGAACAUGCUUAAGUUCUCCCAAAGGAAGAGGCUUUGGUGUGGGAACCUCCAUUAACUUCUUUAUAUCAGUGCUCACGUCAGCGAGCUUCAGUUUUUUGUUAAUUUACUUCAGUGCUGCUGGCACGCCACAAUCACAUACUCAACUUCCCGUGUCCUUAGCAAGCUGUUCCUCAACUCUCCUGGCCGACUUAGCAAGUUAAUAUCAAAACCAUAAUAAAGAUUAUGCUGCCUUCCUCAAUCUGACUAUUGUCCUUCUCCUCUAUG
This is a messenger RNA of Aquila chrysaetos chrysaetos, 3146 nucleotides long. RefSeq names its product delta 4-desaturase, sphingolipid 2 (gene DEGS2). Gene Ontology annotation, biological process: sphinganine metabolic process; ceramide biosynthetic process. Gene Ontology annotation, cellular component: membrane. The transcript is spliced from 3 exons. The record is from RefSeq and is a predicted model, not a curated record. The coding region runs from base 7 to 975 and encodes 322 amino acids. Gene Ontology annotation, molecular function: sphingolipid delta-4 desaturase activity. Lineage: Eukaryota; Metazoa; Chordata; Aves; Accipitriformes; Accipitridae.